Molecule: messenger RNA, 2205 nt
Organism: Durio zibethinus
Lineage: Eukaryota; Viridiplantae; Streptophyta; Magnoliopsida; Malvales; Malvaceae
Source: RefSeq, a predicted model, not a curated record
CCAGGCAAACCGGACAGAAUCAUUUGACUACCGAAUCUACCAAAUCCAAAAAAAGGACGACGGCAUUAAAUGUCUUCUGUUUCAACAUUAUUGGUGCAGUCUGCAAUGAUUGAACACUUGAUGAUUGAGAUGGUGGACCCAAAGAAUUAUCUUAGUAUAUACAUGAAAUAAUAAUAAAAAAAAAAAACUACCGAUUCUAAAGUAAAGGACUGGACAACUGUCACAUGGUAAAGUCAUCAUUGUCCUCGGCAAGAAGGCGUUGGCAAUCAUCAACACAGUUCAAAGAAGGAAGUUUCCACACGAAAAAGACAGUUUUGAUCAGUUCUAAAGGUUUAGUUUAGUUAAUGUUUUAUUUUCUUAUCUUCUGCUCUCUUCCCUCCGUUUUCUCACUUCUUCAAAUGCCUCUUUCAGUUGACCCUUCUAUGAUUUGGAAGGGAUCUGGAUCUGAAGAUACUUGCAGCCUGCUAUCUGGCUAGAUUGAAUCACAAUGUCAGCUUAUAAUGGCCACCAAAUGGAGCGGGAAUUCUCUGCUCAGAGUCUCCUAAGUAGGGGAGAUACUGGAACAGAGAUGGGAAGCCGCUAUGUGGUUGAGUCUGGAUUCUACAUGACAUCUUUUGCCGUAACAAUCUUCAUUGCUGCUCUUGUAACUGUUGGGGUUCUAUUGGUAACUUUGCUAGUCACAUUAGCAGUAAUGUGGCAAUCCUGUGAAAAUCGGAGCAAGGGAGUUGUGGAGAUCGACAAAGCAAGUGAUAGUUACCAUUAUUGCAAGAUUUUUGAGCUGCAUGGGCAGCUUAACGGCUUGGAAGCAACUGAGGUUCCUCCAGUCUGCAGGAGUCUUGUCAUUCAAUACAUCAAAGGAGGAGAAUAUGCACAAGAUUUAAAUAUCACAAUGUGGAUGAUUGAAAGUUUUUUUGAUACUGUUUCACCAUCACAUGAUCAUCUGGAUGUGGUGUUAAUGGACGUAGAUGACAUCCUUGCUUCAGAUCCUUGCUACUCCAAUCAAUUAAUGCCACAGUUCAACCAAUAUGUCUGUGGCAAACCUAUUGAUUGCAUUGAACGUGCAACCUGUCUGAAGCACCUGCUUAUUCUGGAAUUGUACAAAAAACUUCAGUCCAGAGGAUGGCCUUUGAUUCUGCUAUCAAGGAAGCCUGAGAAACAGCAAAAUGUCACUAUUGAAAACCUUAAUUCUUUAGGAUAUAAUGGUUGGUCUUCUCUGAUUAUGAGGUUGGACAGCGAAAUGGAAAUGGAUACACGCGAAUACUUUUCUAGACGAAGAGCAGCAAUGAAGAAGGAAAAUAUUGAAAUAAUCGGUGUGAUUAGCAGCCAAAUGGAUGCUUUAACAGGCUCGUCUUUGGGAAGACGUGUUUUUAAGCUUCCAAACCCUCUAUAUUACAAUUUUGAAAAUCAAAUUGAAAGCUGGAGACUUUCACACUAGAUCUUGUGUCCACUUGGUUGUUCUUUGCAUAGUGUUUCUCAAAUUUUUUGGUCAUCUGGAAACCUGGGGCUUGGCUGAAUUUUCUUUCCAAUAUAAUUCGAAAUCCGGCAAUAUUCUUCAAACACCCCCCCCCCCAACCUUUUUUUUUCUUUUUUUCUUGUAUUUCUUUAUCAGCUCACGUAUCUAAGACCAUUUCAGCUUAUUUGAGUGCUUGAUUGAGUGUAAUUUUCAUAUGAAAAAAUUACAUCUUUUUUUUUUUAAACAUUUAGCUGAUUAGCCCACUUUGAAUCUCUAUUGGCUCCCAAACAUUUGUGUAGUCUGAUGAUAGGAUAAAAGAUUGUAGAUGAUGUGAUUUGAACCUCGAGUUUAUAAAAUGUUACCUUUAAAGAAUGAUUGUAUGAAUUGAUUGAGUUAAAUUCAGAUGUAUCCUUUUGCUCCAGUUGUAUUUCUUAAAAAAUUGCUUUGGACAUGAUAAACUUAUGUUCUAAACUUUUCCCUGACCACUAGGAAAGGUUUCAAUUCCAAUUUUAUGAUCCAUUCCAUUGCCUGCAUCCCUGGUAAUUGGAUUUUUCAGCAUGUAAUCCUUAGCCAGUGACACUCUUGCAUAAGCAAUUUUCCACCUCCGCAAAUUCUUGAACCACUUUGAUCAAUAAGCUCAAAUCAUUUUAUUUAGAUAACUAUAUAAAAUGGCAUUGGGCGCAUGACUCUCUGAGUUUCCAUGCUUCUGAUUUUCAUUUCUCAAGUACAGCAACUUGUAUAAUAUCUGCAGA